Penicillium hordei is the source of this 210-nucleotide messenger RNA. RefSeq lists its product as uncharacterized. Bases 1 to 210 code for a protein of 69 amino acids. The transcript has 2 exons. The record is from RefSeq and is a predicted model, not a curated record. NCBI's taxonomy places the organism in Eukaryota, Fungi, Ascomycota, Eurotiomycetes, Eurotiales, Aspergillaceae.
AUGACUAUGUGCCCUAUAUAUUAUUCGUCUGGACAUCAUGUCCAACGAUACGCACUCUUACCUGUAGCAGCUGCGGUUACAAAAUCCGAAAUCACAGCCAAAAAGCUCAUUGAGACAGUUGUCGACUACACAGUUGACAGCAAUGUAGCUUCUCCUCGUGCAAUCCUCGGGGGUUUCUGGCGGCUCGUCUUGAAAGGACCUGGUUACUAG